Messenger RNA from Belonocnema kinseyi, 402 nucleotides. RefSeq lists its product as uncharacterized. The coding region runs from base 1 to 402 and encodes 133 amino acids. Gene Ontology annotation, molecular function: nucleic acid binding. The record is from RefSeq and is a predicted model, not a curated record. NCBI's taxonomy places the organism in Eukaryota, Metazoa, Arthropoda, Insecta, Hymenoptera, Cynipidae. The transcript has a single exon. Gene Ontology annotation, biological process: DNA integration.
AUGGUAGACACUUUCACUAAAUACACAAAGCUUUAUCCCAUACGCAAAGCUACUAGCGAAAUGGCAGUAAGAAAAAUCGACGACUUCAUAAAAGACAUAGGGAUGCCACCAAAAGUACUCUCAGACAGAGGUACACAAUUUACCAGUCAUCGAUGGAGAGAGGCACUUGAAGAGCGAGGGAUCCAGACGAUACUAACAUCUAUACGUUAUCCACAGGCUAAUAUGGUGGAAAGAGUAAACAGAGAACUGGCGCGACUCUUCAGAACUCUUUUAAAGCCCGAAGAACAUGGAAAAUGGUAUGCUCAGUUUGAAAACAUUGAAGCCAUCAUUAACGAGUCAUACCAUGACACAACGGAAGACACGCCUCAUGAGGCGCUAUGGGGCCGAAGACCCAAACGGUGA